AUGGUCAGCGCCCGUGCUCUCAUCCUUGCGGCCACCUGCUGCUGCGCCUUCCUGUGGCUCACAUGUGCAGAAGAAUCCUCUCUGGAGACUCGAUCGUUGGAUUUCUCACUGAAGAACCAGCAGGAGAAAGACCUGAUUGAUGCCUUACAAGAGGUGUUGGAGAAGCUGAGGAGCAAAGAGAUGCCUUUAGAGAAAAAGCUUGGCUGGCUACCCUCGUGCGAUGCUGGGGAGCCGUGUGCAGUGCGUAAAGGCGCACGAAUUGGCACACUGUGCAGCUGUCCUCGGGGGACUUCUUGUAACUUUUAUGUUCUCAAAUGUUUGUAA
Molecule: messenger RNA, 324 nt
Organism: Cheilinus undulatus (humphead wrasse)
Lineage: Eukaryota; Metazoa; Chordata; Actinopteri; Labriformes; Labridae
Product: cocaine- and amphetamine-regulated transcript protein-like
Exons: 3
Coding region: 1-324 (107 amino acids)
Biological process (GO): cellular response to starvation; positive regulation of MAPK cascade; negative regulation of appetite
Molecular function (GO): neuropeptide hormone activity
Source: RefSeq, a predicted model, not a curated record